Molecule: messenger RNA, 1611 nt
Organism: Leptopilina boulardi
Lineage: Eukaryota; Metazoa; Arthropoda; Insecta; Hymenoptera; Figitidae
Exons: 6
Coding region: 1-1101 (366 amino acids)
Source: RefSeq, a predicted model, not a curated record
AUGGGUUCAGAGUAUGAAGGAACUCCAACUACUUCUCAAACGAAUGCUGAUACUCUGGACCAUGAAUUGUAUGGACGAGGUCAAAGGGGUAGAAAGCCUUUAUUACCCUGGACACCAACAGCUCCAGAAGAAAACGGCCCACCAUUAAAGGUGAAGAAAACGAUGCCAGCUAAACAAGCUACUAUAGACGCAGAUAAAGAGGCGGCUAAACAGUUUAAUAAAAAAGUAAAAGAAGGCAUUGCGAAAAUUACUGAGGAAACAGACGUUAUAUGCUUAGAACGUGCUUUAAACAAUGCUAAUCCAGGCGUUGUAGUAAAAGUUGUUGAAAGAAAGCCUCCAAAGUACGCUAUAGUUACAGCAACGAGCACUCAGUGCAAUAUUCAAUAUAACAACUCAAACUUUCCACUAGACGAUGGAGUAGGAGUAAUUCCGAGAGAUGAAGUUGCUGGAAUUGAUAGCAAUGAAACAAUUUCUGCUUUGAGGGUGGAAAAUGAACAGUUAAAAAUACGACUGGAAGCUGCUGAGGCUGUAAUUAAUGAAUUAAAAGUAAAAUGUAAUAAAUUAACAGCAGAAAACAUUCAAACAAAAGCACACCUGCAAUAUGUGGAGAACAAGAAGGAUACCCUUCUCCUUCAACAAAUGGGAGGCGUUUUCAGGGCAGAACUUGCUCCUAUUAACGAGAACGUUGAAACUUUACUCCACAGGCAAAACAAUCCUGAUGCUGCUGCCGCAGAAGCGUUCGGGGAUCCAAACUCAAUGGUAAUGUUUGCCGGUGUGAAAAUAAAUAAUGAAAAAUUGGCUAAAGCCAAAAGUGCACUAUCGUUGACGUCGCGAGUGACGUUUCUUGCGCAAGGAUAUUGGUUACCUGAACAAAUACCAUUUGUUGGAUCAAGGAAACCACAAAAUGUUAGCGAUGAAGAUUUUAUACCUGUCACACUAACCGAUAUCAAUAACAUUAAGCGAAUUCUUUGUAGUCUUCAAGAAGACAAUACAUUAACAAUAAAAGAUGGAUCGGAAACUAAGUUGAAUGACGAUAAGUUUAUAAGAGAACAUAUUUUACAGGCUAUAAAAAAUUUGCGGCGUCCCCCAAAAACGAAGUAAUUACUUAAAAAGUAUACAACUUUGUACGGAGUUUCGCGCAAAAAUAUAAUAGAAAAUAUAAAAUUGAUCACUUGCGCUGAGAAUUCGCGCAUUGGAUCAAUUAUUUUUAUAAUUAUCAAUGUCAGUUUAUUGCUUGCGUUGAGUUUCGCGCAAAGAUAUAAACAAAAGCAUGAAAUUGAUCACUUGCGCUGAGAAUUCGCGCAUUGGAUAAAUUUCUUUGAUAAUAAUAAAUAUCAGUUUAUGGCUUGCGUUGAGUUUCGCGCAAAGAUUUAAACGAAAACAUGAAAUAGAUUACUUGCGUUGAGAUUUCGCGCAUUGAAUCAAUUUCUUUGAAAUGGGGUGGUUUUAGUGGGUAGGACCGGUCACUGGGGAGUCCCACACUACCGAAAGGUGUGCGUAAAUGCAUUUCCACCAAAGAAAGGGAUUAUUCAAGACUUAAAUAAACAACAAAAGAAGGAGGUAAGUAUGCUUAUUUAAUACUUGAAUGAUCACAAAGAAGAAAAAAAAAAA